Molecule: messenger RNA, 916 nt
Organism: Xenopus laevis (African clawed frog)
Lineage: Eukaryota; Metazoa; Chordata; Amphibia; Anura; Pipidae
Gene: arhgdib.S
Product: Rho GDP dissociation inhibitor (GDI) beta S homeolog
Biological process (GO): Rho protein signal transduction
Cellular component (GO): cytosol; membrane; cytoplasm
Molecular function (GO): Rho GDP-dissociation inhibitor activity
Source: RefSeq, marked provisional
AGCGACACAUACGAAAAACUAGAUAAAAAUGACUGAGAAUGAGCCAGUGCCACAUGCAGUGGAAGAUGACGAUGAGCUGGAUGGAAAACUGAAUUACAAACCCCCACCCCAGAAGUCCCUACAGGAAAUACAAGAGCUUGACAAGGACGAUGAGAGUUUAGCCAAGUACAAGAAAUCAUUGCUAGGAGAUGGACCAGUGGUAGCAGAUCCAUCAGCCCCAAAUGUGACUGUAACUCGCCUCACAUUGGUUUGUGACGCUGCCCCAAAACCAAUCACGAUGGAUCUUACUGGAGAUAUAACAAAUUUGAAAAAAGAGACUUUUGCUCUCAAAGAGGGAGUUGAGUAUAGAGUAAAAAUCCACUUUAAGGUCAAUAAGGAGAUCGUUUCUGGACUAAAGUAUGUGCAGCAUGCAUACCGGGCAGGAGUGAGAGUUGCUAAAGCUACGUUUAUGGUAGGCAGCUAUGGACCACGACCAGAUGAAUAUGACUUCCUCACACCAUUAGAAGAAGCACCUAAAGGAAUCUUGGCACGAGGAACUUACCUUAAUAAGUCACACUUUACUGAUGAUGACAACCAUGAUCACCUCACCUGGGAAUGGAACCUGAGCAUUCGCAAAGAGUGGAAUGAAUAGAAAGCCUUAUAUCAAGCCUUAGAUCAUACAUGUUAAAGUUUUUUUUUUUUUGCAUUUUUCUCUUAAUGCUACUGUAUUCCAGGGGCACACACUGGGCUAUCUAUUAACUCAACACUCUGCUCUGCUGCUACUGGUUGAAUGUUAUCCUUUGGUGCUUUAUCUCUUCUCACAAGCAAGGUUAUAGUUAAACAGAGAUGUAUUUGCUUAUAUUUAAAGUGCUGACCAAAGUGAUAUUUUAAUGUGUGUCACUAUUAUUCCUAAUAAAAUAAGAAUUACAAUUCUGCA